Cooperia oncophora is the source of this 327-nucleotide messenger RNA. NCBI's taxonomy places the organism in Eukaryota, Metazoa, Nematoda, Chromadorea, Rhabditida, Trichostrongylidae. The record is from the annotation of a GenBank genome assembly.
AUGCAAAAGAUGGGACAGUCGCCAACGGAGGAAGAGUUGGAUGCGAUGUUCAACGCUGCUGACCAAGAUCAUGAUGGAAACAUUGAUUUCAAAGAAUUCCUUCAAAUUGCUCAUGCCAAUCCACUUUCGUUGUCACUGAAAGCAGUGUUCGAGGAGCUAGACGUUGAUGGCGACGGAUACAUCACUAGGUCUGAACUACGGACAGCAUUUCAACGUAUGGGUCAUGCACUUUCUGAUCACGAUAUAAAGUCUAUCUAUAAGCAUGUUGAUUCGAACAAGGACGGGAAAAUCAAUUUCCAAGGUGAACAUAACAAUUCUGCCAAAUGA